Molecule: messenger RNA, 2788 nt
Organism: Amoebophrya sp. A120
Lineage: Eukaryota; Dinophyceae; Syndiniales; Amoebophryaceae
Source: the annotation of a GenBank genome assembly
UGAGAUUGAUGGCAUUACUUCGGCGAUAUCCGUCUCUUUCACUCAGGUUAAGAUACUGUAGACAUCUCACCGAAUCGAAUAUUUCUUUCGCGAAAGUUUUAUUGACCGCCUCUGCUGGCGCACCGUCGGAGUAAAGAGGAGCCAACUGACUUUUAUUUGCACAAAAGCUCUACAUCUACUAUUAUCUUCAAGCAUUUGUCCAAGGAGCCGCCCGCCCACUUGUUGCUUAUUGUCAUUUACUAAUUUCAAGCGCAUGUUUCUAAGACGACCCAGCGACAGAGACAUAGACAAUCUUAAUACGAUGGCGGGCGAAGACGCAAUGAUGACAGAUAGCAAUGCUCAUGCUGUCCCAAACAAGCGCGGCGACGAGCCUGGCCGCACUAAGGAGCUGAAGGCUAAGCGUUGCAAAGAGGAUACCAGCGGUGAUGUGGAUAUGGGUUCUUGCGAGGAAACUACCAACGUGACGAACAGCAGUCCUUCCGCGGCCAGCGAAGGACAAGCGGCACAGCAGCUCUCGUCCUCUGCAACCGCGAAGAAUAAAGCUGCAAACGAAGUAGACUCCGAUGCAGAGGAUGAUUCCGAGCUGGAUUUGGAGGAGGAGGACAGCGACGAGGAGGGGAUUUUCCUCGACGAAAACGGCAACCCGAUUGAGAACCCGGACAAGACCGCGGCGAGCAAGACCAAGGUGUUCCGCCCCGGGCAGGACGAACUCGCGGAGGACGAAGAACUGCAAUACGACCCAAACGCGUACCAAAUGCUGCACAAACUGAACACGGAGUGGCCGUGCCUCUCUUUCGACAUUGUGCAGGAUACGCUGGGCGGCGCGCGGCGGGAGUUUCCGCACACCUGCACCGUGGUCGCCGGGAGUCAGGCGCAGAACGAGAAGGACAACUGCAUCUACGUGAUGAAGUGGUCGAACCUGUGCGAACAGCAGGACGAGUCCGACAGCGACGACGAUUCAGGCUCGGAAAGCGAGGACGAGGCGAAAUCCGAGCCGAAAUUCGCCUGCAGAAAAGUGCAGCACGUGGGGGGCACGGUCAACCGCAUCAAGGCGAUGCCGGGGGCCGCGCAGGGCAUCGUGGCCACCUGGGCCGAGAACGGAAGGGUCAACAUGUGGAACUUGGCCGAAGAAUUUGUCGCGGUCGGACAGGAACAGAGCAGCAGCAGCACCUCCGAAAUGGUCGUAAAAAAGGUACUAGAAAGUUGAUUUUACUGGAACUCAUUGGGAGCUUAUCAUCUUUCAUAAUUCAAAUAGGGAGCUCGUACAACGUAUUGGAAGUAGUUACGUAUCUAUACUUCCGACCAAAAUGAUGUAUUGUGCUUUUUAAAGUUGCACAAAGAUAGAACGACCCUGGAAACAUCAACUCACCACAGCCCAUCUUCCAAUCCUCCCCAUCGGACCACAAGACGGAGGGUUACGCUAUGGCCUGGAACUGGCACAAGCCCGGCGAAUUCGUUUCCGCCGACAACGACGGCGUGCUGCGGUUCUGGAAACCCCGAGAGGGCGGCUGGUCGAUCGACCCCAGUAGCUUCAUCGGGCACAAAAAGGGCACAGCAAUCGAGGAUUUGCAGUUCAAGCGAAAAGGCAACGGUUGCGAAACGGUGUUCGCCAGUUGCGGCGGGGACGGCACUGUGCAGGUACGGUUGAAGUUUAAAGGGAACGAAUCGCUUCUGCAUCUAUACGACUUUAUGAUAAAAUACGACAAAAAAAUCCAGCGAGUAAAAAAGUUAAAGCUGAAAUGAACUAUCUGAGUGAUUUUUCGUAGUACCCCCCCCCUCGCGGGUGCAUGUACCUACCCUUCUCAAGUGAUAAUCGUUUCUUGACAACAAUAAAUCUCGUGACAAGGCUUGCUUUGAUUCAACAAUAACAGAUUUACGAUGUGCGACAAGGGAAGAAGAAGUCCGUGAUUUCGCUGCAGCACAGCGAAGACGGGUCCGGGUACGACGUGAAUGUGCUCGACUGGAACCCCCUCCAGGGCGACAUCAUCGCCUCCGGUGCCGACGAUGGCUCCAUAAAAGUCUUCGACAUUCGACACGCGGUAGAGAAUUUCAUAACAGUUUUUGUGACUCACCCUCUUACGGAAGGGAUGAUUUGCCUUUGCUAUGCAGUGUGUUUAAUUUUUAUCCAGCUGUAUCAGUAUCACCAAACAAGGAGUAGAAAGAUAAAACAAGAACCAACGCGGAUUGCCAAUUACAGUAGAUCUUUCAACAAUAAACACGACAGACGCCGAACGCAGCGGCCGCGGAGAAUGGGGAUCAGGCACUGAUGGCGGAGUUUGACUACCACCGCAACGCGAUCACCGCCAUCCACUGGCACCCGUUGGACGAAGCCAGUCUGUGCGUGGCGUCUUGCGACCAGACGCUGAGUCUGUGGGACAUGGCGGUGGAGCUGGACGAGGAGGCCUUGAAGGAGAUGCACGAGAACGUCGAGGGUGCCGAGGACUUCCCUCCGCAGCUGCUCUUCCUCCACCAAGGCCAGCAGGACGUGCGGGAGGCCAUGUGGCACCCACAGAUCCCGGGCAUGGUAAUCUCGACCGCGGUUGACGGGUUCAACUGCUUCAAAGCGAAAGAUAACUUUUGAGAAGAUUUAUGGAAGAAAGAAUGCUUCAGACGUUGAAACACCAGGUUUAGCAUAAUUCUGGUCCUUAUUCAGCGCGAAAAUGUGAAGUCUUUUCCUUUUGCUACCAGAAAUCAGGAUGGACGUACUAGUAGGACCUUUGUGUGAAGAAUAACCGUGAAGAUCUAGCACCUUGUUGCGCGUGGUGACAUUCGUGGCGGUCUUGCGAAU